Messenger RNA from Cynara cardunculus var. scolymus (artichoke), 1302 nucleotides. RefSeq lists its product as uncharacterized. Lineage: Eukaryota; Viridiplantae; Streptophyta; Magnoliopsida; Asterales; Asteraceae. The transcript has 5 exons. Gene Ontology annotation, cellular component: endoplasmic reticulum membrane; endoplasmic reticulum. The record is from RefSeq and is a predicted model, not a curated record. The coding region runs from base 90 to 1145 and encodes 351 amino acids. Gene Ontology annotation, biological process: post-translational protein targeting to membrane, translocation.
UAGUACUCUUCCUCGCUCUACAACACAAUAACAUAACCAAAACCCGUAGCAGAGAAAACUCGGAAACUAGGUCAAGGCCAAAAAGGGAAAUGAAGAAAGCCGGAGCCGAGAAGAAGAGGGCCCGGCGAUCCUCCGCUGCUGUAAAAAACGGCACCAGCCGAGAUCCGACUACUGAUACUCCUCCUAGGAAACAAGCAAACAAGAAAGAUGUUUUCCAAUUAUUUGCUGAGAAAGUGAGAGAUCAUAAAGACUUGGUUUCCAGGUGGGCUGUGUUACAGGAAACCCGUGUUGAGUACUUUAGGGGAAAGGAUUUUGUUACUUUUUUGAGAAAUCAUCCAGAGCUCAAAGACAUCUUAGAAUCAGAUAGGCAUCUAGAAGUAGAAGAUAUCGUCAAUAUGCUGCUGAGCAAGAAUCUUUUAGUUCGUUGUGAUCGUGUGGUGAAAACAGUACGCCCUGGAAAGAGAAAAUUGUCAACGUGGCCAGCUCAUUUAGAGAUAUUUCCUGACCAGGAGUUCUCUGAUAAUGAUGCAUUUUUUGCAUGGACGUUUGUAAACAAGCGGCCACUAUGGCAAACACUUCUGUCAUUAUCCUGGCCUGUUUUGACUCUUGCGAUCUGCUUAUUCCCUGUGUAUCCCCACCAGGCAAAGCUGCUUAUACUCUACUCAUGUGCUGGGGUACUCCUCCUUAUACUUUGCCUGCUUUUGGUGAGGGCAUUGAUAUUUGGUGCGUCAUGGAUUUUACUUGGGAGGCGAAUCUGGAUAUUCCCGAACAUCCUUGCUGAGGAAGCUACACUGCGAGAACUAUUCCGUUUUUGGCCCAAGAAAGACGAGGAGGAGAAACCGAAGUUAACAGCAAGGUUCUUCUAUGCAAUUGUGGCUGUUCUAGCAAUAUUACUUUUGAGGCAUCAUGCCCCUGAUGAGGCUGCUAGGGCCAGGUAUCAAAGGCGGGUGUCGAACAUUAUUGAUGAUGUUCUCGAGUGGGACCCACGAUUGGCUUUGUCGGGUAUGAUGGAUAGUAUGCAAUCGGAAGUGAACGGGACUGAAAGCAGCAACAAUGGUACGAGCAAUGAAUAUGGAGGUGGAGGUAAGAGUGAGGUUGAGGAUGUUACAGAUGAGAAAGAUCUGUACAAUGAUGAUGAUAAUUAAUAUUUUAUAGGAAGAAAUGUAAACAACAGAAGAGCACAAGAAGUUUUUGAAAAUCCCAUAUUAUGUAUUUGCUUCCAUAUGAUGACGAGAGUGUAGAAUGGAAUCUCUAUGAUUCAACUUUUAUAAUAAAUCCCAAGUGCUUACAAAAAUUCUCUCA